Molecule: messenger RNA, 4860 nt
Organism: Exophiala xenobiotica
Lineage: Eukaryota; Fungi; Ascomycota; Eurotiomycetes; Chaetothyriales; Herpotrichiellaceae
Exons: 6
Coding region: 873-4529 (1218 amino acids)
Biological process (GO): regulation of GTPase activity; signal transduction
Cellular component (GO): cytoplasm
Source: RefSeq, a predicted model, not a curated record
AUGGGCCAUGAUCAUUGAAGGGCCCCAUCAUGCCCUCUCGAGUCAACUUGGGCCUUUGAUUUUCAACGCCAUUCGGUGAACACGUCCUCCUAAUCGUCAAUCCUCUGAAGAAACUAUGCCUACCUUACGUUAGUGGGCACAGGCACAACCCUCUUCGUACCGUUACUCUGAAUGAGUUGGACGACUGCAAGAUUGCCUCAGCUCUUCAAUACACCAUCACUGUUCUCCGAGGCGAACGCACGAACACAACAAUAGAACGUCCUUUCUUUGCUCCAUGUGCUGUUGUCCUCCACAAGACCACGCUGGGCCAUUCGCCGCAUGCACAAACGUCAGCUGCAGCCGUCAUUCACUUCUUACUCCCGCAUUGACUUGACGCGACCGCUCACCCAUCAACUGUCUGCGCAACUCCAUCACCUCUCUUCAAAACCCCAGCCGUUCGCAUGCUGACGCCCUUCGAUCCUUACUCCUGGUACACCAUAACUACCUGCUUCACGGUCCUCUUUUGCAAUUGACAUACCUCAACGGACGACGCUGGCCUACGUUUCUUGUACCUGUCAAAAAGUUCUAUUUUCGGCCGAUUUUGGGGCUCCCGACAAACGCCUGUUUACCACAUUGUCCGAGUCGUGUCUCAACUGCGGGUCAGUGCAGAGACUGGCUAUCAAAAGAGAAGAACAUAUCGCUUAGUCGUCGCUUAAGCCGUUCGGUGUACACAUUUUGCGUUUGUUUGCGUUUCCUGCGCCGCGAGAAGGGAUCAUUAAUGAACUACAUUGUAUCAUCUCAAACGGGGUUCAGUUCGUCCUGAGACAAAAUUUACCACAUGUUCUCAACAGUGCAGGCACACUGGGCAGUACAGAUCGAGGAAAGAGGACAUAAUGGCCACGGCAUUGGAGUCUCCGAUGGCUUUCCCAGAGUCCCCUCUGGAUCCAGAUGACGCUCCAUUUCCCUGCAAAGGCUGUGGACAGAUCCUUGAAGAAGGCAAGGCAUUCGAGCUAGCUGGUAACAGAUGGCACAUUGAUUGCUUCCGCUGCAACACCUGUAACACUGCCCUUGAUUCCGACGCAAACCUUCUACUCCUCGGUGACGGCUCUCUCAUAUGCAACAACUGUACCUACAGCUGCAGUAAUUGCGGCAACAAGAUCGAGGACCUGGCCAUCUUGACCGGAGACCAAGCCUUUUGCGCCAAUUGUUUCAAGUGCCGGAAUUGCAAGAGGAAGAUUGAGAAUCUACGGUAUGCGCGCACAUCACAGGGUAUCUUUUGCAUGGAUUGCCAUGAAGCGUUGAUGGCCAGGCGGCGCAAGAAGAGCGCAAAGGGUGCAGCGCAGCGGUCCAAGCUCUCGAACAGUUCGCAUCUGGACAAGUCACUACCAGCAAUUCCGCCUCCUGAAGCCGGAAAGACUGCGUAUGCGCCAGAGGAGUCGUCUCCCUACCUCGAGGGCUAUGUGGAAGCGCCCAGCGAGGCUCCGUCUGUGGCCAAGACAAUGAGUGAGCUGAGAGACGUAGAUUCCAGGCCUUCCACAGGUGACCAGACUCCUCCGCGAGAUCUGCUCACUCUUCCCUCGACCACCUUCCGCAACAAUAGGCAGUCUGUAAUGUCCCAGCGCUCAGAUCUUUCAGGAGGUGGUGAGGAGUUCUUGAUUCCCCUUGCGUUCGACCCUACAGCGCAGCCAGCCGCUGCAUCACCCGCGAUGUCAAAUCAGCUCACACCCCGCGUGGUGGAAGAGAAGCCCAAAGACUACUUCUCCAGCAGACCGGGGCCGACGUCACAGCCUUCUGUAGCAAAAUCCAACACUUCGAGUCCGCACAUUGCCUACCAAGAGAAAGGACGACAGUCCUCGCGCGAGGCUACUGAGAGAAGUCGGACUGGCGGAAAUGUCAGCAGAUCUGGUUCAACUAGAGCAUCUCCAUAUGCUCUGGCGGAGCGGCCACGAAGGUCUGAAGAUUCUCCUCGCUUGUCGCAGCAACUUGCUCGCAAUAACGAUCCAGCAUCAAGUGACAGAUUCAAGUUACAAGAUGCGCCAAAGACUAAGAAGCUGUCCGGAUCGACUCCCAAUUCACGUUCCGAAGCAUCCACACCUCGAGCAGACCUUGCUGCUGAUCCCAUGGAGCAAUUGACAACCUCAAGGACCCUAGUUGGCUCCGACCUGGGCUCCCCAUCCGAUCGAGGCUUCUCAACGCCACGUCUUUCGAAUGAACCCAGUCCAGCUACGACCGAUGAGUCGCCUAGGCAUGCGCAGUUGCCCGUCACUUCAAUCUUACAGAACCUGCCGAAGAGAGGCGAUUCUCUAGAUAGUGCGAAGCGCAACCAGACAAUACCAAGAAAGGAGCUCAAUUCUGCAGCUAACAUCCCCUCGAGUCUCAGCGCAACUGUGAAUGGUACGACAUCAACACCAAAACCAACCAUGCAACCUACCGAUUUAGCAAGGGCGAAUGGUGGGAAGGUCAUUUCUGGCCCUAUUGGGUCACCCAGCUCCAAGAGUAUCUUUGAUACGGACGAUAAUUCUGUAGGUCUAACGGACCUUCCAAGUGCUGGCAAAGCAGGCAACGAGUCAUUCAUCGACCCUCGAGCGCCACCUCUACCGCCUUCGGAUCAUUCACGGUCACGGAACGAGUCUUUCAAUACGCUAUACUCUGAGAACCAGCGGAACCUGGAAGGACAGAAGUCACCAGGAUUGCCAAGAUACUCUACAGGCGGAGAAUUUACCAUGGACGAGGACAUGGCUCGCAUCAUGUCUGGCGACGAACCUAACGCUCAUGAAUCAUUCCUGAAGAGAGUGUCAAAUUCGGUCCGCCAUGGUCGUAGCUAUAGCGACAAGACCGGUCGUCUUUCUCGUGAGCGGUGGCCUAGGUCACCAGCAGUAGGACCUUCAUCGAUCGGCCAAGAGAUUAGCAGUCCCAGCUCUGCAUCGCCUGAACACCGCGACGAACUUGCCUGGUUCAAGAAUGAGCUUCGGCGCGAAAGACAAAAAACCAUCGAGCGAGAAAAGCGGAUCGCUGAGCUUGAAUCGCACCUUGACUCGACCGCAAACAUCAGACAGAUGAACUCGGAACUCAAGGAAAAGAGGUCGACCAUUGUCGUACUUGACACUCAAAAAGAAAUCGUCGUCCGAGAACUCGAAUUGCUGACGGAGCAUUUGGCGGUCGCAAAGCGCAGUGGCGAGCCAUUUGACCUGACCAAGAUGAGCAACGCUGUCCUUCGCGACUUUGCGGAAGCGUUGGAGAAAUUGAAAAACUCGUUUGCCCCUCAAAUCGAAGAGUCGAUACAGAAGCGCAAUGACUUGGUCGAUGAGAUCGCCAACUUGACCCAAAUGAAGGACAAGAGUUUCAUGGAGUUUGAGCAGCUUUCUUCUAAGAAUGCCCAGCUGGCGGAACUCAACAAUCAAUUGGUCCAUCAGAUUCAGGGUCUGUAUAAGGCCAAUUCUGGUAACCAGCCUGAGCCCAACAAACCAGCCAUGAACGGCCUCGGAAUUUAUUCGCACCACAAAGAAAAGUCGAAUGUCUCCUUCGACUCGAGAGAGACAAUGCGCAACCCAUCAACCGACCUGACAAACAUUGACUCAGCCACCACUUUGCAAGCCGGUGAAGCAGAGCCGGUGACUGUAUUACAAGGCCCGCAGAUGGUUAACAUCAGAAAAGGCCAACCCAGGAAAUUCGACUGGAGGAAGGGACAGAAAGUUGCCAAGGGAGUCACUAAAGGCUUGAAGGGCGCUUUCUCGUCGACACAGCAGAGUUACAGCCGAGACCUCCAAUUUGCUGAAACUGGUUCGUAUGGUGCGCAACCAAUCGGCCAAGAAUACUCAAGUCUACCCAAGUCGAAUCCAGAACCAGUCAAACAGAGCGGCUUCGGUUUCUUUGGCAACCAGAAAGCUGCGCCGAGAUCCAACGGCCUCUACGCUCCUCAAAACAACACCAGUACGCCUUCUUUGCUGGUCGAUGCGUCUACACAACUUUUUGGCUCUGAUCUUGAGCAACGAGCCGAAUUUGAGAAGACUGACAUCCCCAUGAUUGUCAGGCGCUGUGUUGAAGAAGUGGAGUCCAGAGGCAUGGACGUCGAAGGCAUCUACCGAAAGUCCGGCGGGAAUUCCCAAGUCCAACAAGUCAAAGAGUGGUUUGAAAAUCCUUCCAAGGAUUUCGAUCUGUCUGACGAAGACUUGGAUAUCCAUGCUGUGACUUCUGGUCUCAAGCAAUACUUCCGCCGACUGCCGACACCGCUCAUCACUUAUGACGUCUAUGACAAGCUGCUUGACACGACGAGCAUUGCGGAAAAGGACAUCAGGAUUGAAGCUAUGCAACGGGCGCUGGAAGACCUACCACGUGUUCAUUACGACACACUGGAGUACCUGAUUCAGCACCUUGCCAGAGUUGUAUUGCAAGAGAAGGAGAAUCUCAUGACAUCCAUGAACGUUGCAGUGGUCUUUGCCCCUACAAUCAUGCGACCGGAGAGUCUCAAUCGUGAGUUGAGCGAUACUAAGAUGAAGAACGAAGCAGUCAUGUGGAUGGUCGAGAACUGCGAAAGUCUGUUUGUGAAUUGAACCGAAGUCGGUACUUGGACCGUUGGAUAGGGGUUUUUGGAUUGGGAGUGAAGAAGGCGCCAAAAGGAGCUUUCCUUCAUCAUGAUCAACGAUAGUGUUUGUACCAAUUUAUUGAGCCUGGCGUCUUGGGGAGCAGAAGGGUGUGAUCAGGGAAGAUCUGUCGAAGGAGAAGACCAUUUUUGAUGGGGUCUUUUGCGACAUAUUUUGUGCCCAGACUGUCGGCCUGGAAGAGCUGAGCUUGAUACUCCGACCUGAAGUCACACUGCUGUUAGAUUCGUGAGAAGUUGGAUAGGGAAUGAAUUCAAGUUGAACCGAGGGAUCCGUAUUGUAC